Messenger RNA from Grus americana (Whooping crane), 1762 nucleotides. It is a transcript of the gene HSD11B2, whose product is annotated as hydroxysteroid 11-beta dehydrogenase 2. Gene Ontology annotation, molecular function: oxidoreductase activity. Bases 45 to 1214 code for a protein of 389 amino acids. NCBI's taxonomy places the organism in Eukaryota, Metazoa, Chordata, Aves, Gruiformes, Gruidae. The record is from RefSeq and is a predicted model, not a curated record. The transcript is spliced from 5 exons.
CGGCGGGGCCGGGCGCGGCGGCAGCGGCGGGGCCGGGGCCCGGGAUGGAGCCGGGGCUGGAGCGCUGGGCGUACGGCGCGCUGUGGGCGGCGCUGGCCGGCAGCCUGGCGCUGCGGGCGGCUCGGCGGGCCCUGGGGCCGGGCCGGGGGCUGGUGCUGCCCCUGGCGCUGCUGGCCGGGCUGCAGAGCCUGUGCCGCGCCUGCCUGCCGCUGCCCCUGGGGCUCGCCCUGGCCGCCGCCGCCGCCUGCCUGCUGCUGUGGCGGGCAUCGCCCCGCAGGCUGCUGCCGGUGGCGGGCAGAGCCGUCCUCGUCACAGGCUGCGACUCGGGCUUCGGGCAGGCGACGGCACGGCACUUGGAUGCCAUGGGCUUUCGGGUGUUCGCCAGCGUGCUGGACCCACAGGGUCCCGGCGCCCAGGAGCUGCGCAGGAGCUGCUCGCCAGGGCUGACGCUGCUGCAGAUGGACCUGACCAAGCCAGAGGACAUCCAGCGCGUCCUGCAGCACAUCCAGGCCCACACCAACAGCACAGGGCUCUGGGGUCUGGUGAACAACGCUGGCUUCAACGACACCAUCGCCGAUGCCGAGCUCUCGCCGCUGGGCAAGUUUCGUACCUGCAUGGAGGUGAACUUCUUCGGUUCGCUGGAGCUCACCAAGGGGCUGCUGCCCCUGCUCCGCUCUGCCGGCGGCCGCAUCGUCACCGUGAGCAGCCCCGCGGGUGAUCUGCCCUUCCCCUGCCUAGCAGCCUACGGGGCCUCGAAGGCAGCCCUCAGCCUGCUCAUGGACACCUUCCGCAGCGAGCUCCAGCCCUGGGGUGUCAAAGUCAGCCUCGUCCUGCCUGGCUACUACAAAACAGGGACAACAUGCGACCCUGCCUUCUGGAACCUGCAGAAGCAGCGGCUGGUGGCCAGCCUGCCCCGGGAACUGCUGCAGGCUUACGGCGAGGACUACGUGGAGGAGAUCAACCGCCAGUUCAUCCAGUUCAUGAAGGUGGCGGUGGAGGACCUCAGCGCGGUGGUGAACAGCAUCACGGACGGGCUCCUGGCUGCCAACCCAGCCGUGCGCUACUACCCAGGGCAGGGCCUUGGGCUCAUGUAUUUCAUACAUCGCUACCUGCCCUAUUUUGUCCGAGACUUGUUCUUAAAAGGAUUUUUCAUCAACCCCAAGCUGCCCCGAGCGUUGCGGCAAGAGCACCACAACGACGUGAAGAAGGCCUGACCUUGGCCCGCAUGCGGUCGCGGGGCAGGAGCGAGCCUUCUCCCGGGAUUUCCAGGCACGCCAGCCCCCGAGCGCGUGCGCAGCCAUCGGCAUUGCCCUCCUGCACUGCGGGGGAACAAUCAGCACUAGAUGUGAAAAACCAAAUUGCUUUCCAAAAUCAGGCAGAUCUAUUUUCUAUUGUGCAAGAAUCAACAUUUUCUAAAGACCUUGUUUUUGUAUUUUUUCUAACCGUGCAUCCUCCAAGGGGGCCGCCCCUGCCUGACUCAACGGCUCUGCACCAGAGGCUGGGAUGUACCUCAGGCGUUUCUCAGCUACCUGACAUCUUCCUUGCUGCUGUGGGAGCUGCAAGCGUUUGGCUCCAUCACCUCUUGGCUGGGUCAGGCCCAGGAUCCCGUGGCCACUGGUACGCCAGCCCUCACCUCCCUGCUGUUCAUUACACACUCCACAUGCUCCUGGCAAGCGCAGGGGCCGAGGCCAGGCUGCAGAGCUCUUCACGAGAUAAACUACGUGAUUGUCACUUUUUAAAUAAAUCUCUUCUUGAUAUGCCA